Paramuricea clavata is the source of this 414-nucleotide messenger RNA. The record is from the annotation of a GenBank genome assembly. Lineage: Eukaryota; Metazoa; Cnidaria; Anthozoa; Malacalcyonacea; Plexauridae.
AUGACCGGAGAUUACAACCCUUCAAGCACGGGUUUUGACGAAAGAGUGGUUAAAAGAAUUGCAGGUUUGACCCAAAUAAUAAAUGUUAAGACAAGAGGCAAUGCUAUAUUGGUUUGGUGCCUAACUAACGCGAAGAAAUCCUUCUUUCAACAGGUACAACUCCCUCAACUUGGAACUAGCGAUCAUAACACCAUUCUUAUCAAGACACGUAUCCCCAGGCCUCAGAAACCAGAUAAUAGACCUAUUUCGAAAAGAGACCUCAGAUAUAGUAGCUUACGAAGAUUUGGCCAAUGGAUUUCCUCUUACGAUUGGUCACCCGUUCUACACGUUCAUGACUGUGAUCUAAAAUUCCACAAAUUUCAUGACAUUAUAGAGAACAUGGUGGAUAAGUUCUUGCCUAUUACACGUACGAAA